AUUAUUUCUUUUAUUACAAGUUCUACACUACUUCCGUUUAGCCACCAACCUGACAAGACGGUCGAUUAUAUUUAAUUUUAAUAAAUUAACAAACUUAAAGACACAGAUGAGUUCUGCAACUGAGCCAAAACAACUAGAAGAUGUGCAAGGUGAUGGUCGAUGGAUGAGUCAGCAUAAAAGAUUUAUGUAUGAAGCCAAAGAGAGAGAGCCUGAAGUUGUAUUCAUAGGUGACUCACUCAUACAACAGCUGCAGUUCUCUGAGAUAUGGGUGAAGAUGUUCCAGCCUUUACACAGUUUAAACUUUGGUAUUGGUGGUGACCAGACACAGCAUGUUUUAUGGCGAGUGGAAAACGGCGAAAUGGAUGAUGUCCAGCCAAAGGUUGUUGUUCUUUUGGUUGGGACAAAUAAUUAUGACCAUACAGAUAAAGAAGUGACAGAAGGUAUUCUUGCCAUUGUUAAAGCCAUACAGGAGAGACAGAGCCAAGCUCAAAUAAUUGUCUUGGGAAUUCCUCCAAGAGGUGAAAAACCUAAUCCACUCAGAGAAAAGAUUUCCAAGAUAAAUGAGGGCUUAUGUUCAAAAUUAAGUGGAACCCCAAAUAUCUCAUUCCUGAAUGCUGAAUUUUCCUCCUUCAUCAAUUCAGAAGGACUGAUAGAUUCAAAAGAUAUGUACGAUUACCUACACUUUACGAAUGAAGGAUACAGAAAGUUUUGUGAGCCACUGGUAGAAGAAGUACAGAGCUUGCUUCAAACAUUUUUGAAGGUUGAAAACACUUCCAUGCAUUCGUCCUCCACAGCCGAUUUGCUAUGUAACGAUACAACGUAAUAUGAACAUCCUACAGAUCGUCCAGAUCUUCAUGGCAGGGCUAGGGUCACAUUAUUUUUGUUCUUUGUAUGCAUUUGUUGUAUAAAGCAGCCAGCAUGCCUUAUCCCUAGCAACUUGAAAUAUUAAAUGCUUUUUUCAGGGAAAUCCAUUAAAAAUGUGGUGUAGCAUAGUGCUUUAAAAGUUUUAAUGUCAAUACAAGUUAUUCAAAUUUUCCUGCCAUUUAUUCAUUGAAAUAUAUGAUUUUUGUCCUCAUUAAACGUAAUGGACUUUUAAGCUUAAGAAGGAAUAUGCACAAUUUGAUGCUGUUAUUGAGGGAUUUUGUUUUUGUUAAUACAUUUAAAUCAUGUUAAAACAGUGACAUAAUCUUCAGAAAAUGAAAUCUGAAAAAAAUGUACUUACACCAUGUCUGAAAAUUGCGUUGAAAGUAUUUGCUCAAAAACAAGCUUAUCAGAUUGUACUUUAAUAUGAGAGGUUCAUACGUUAACAUUGAAUGAAUGACUCUUGUCAUUAAAAGUUAAGCCUGUAUUCCAUUUGAGUAUAGAGCUUAAUAGACAUAUUU
This is a messenger RNA of Mytilus trossulus (common blue mussel), 1382 nucleotides long. RefSeq names its product platelet-activating factor acetylhydrolase IB subunit alpha2-like. NCBI's taxonomy places the organism in Eukaryota, Metazoa, Mollusca, Bivalvia, Mytilida, Mytilidae. The record is from RefSeq and is a predicted model, not a curated record. The coding region runs from base 107 to 823 and encodes 238 amino acids. The transcript is spliced from 5 exons.